ACGCACGGUGAGCGUGAAAGUGGCCGCACGGAAAACGCCUUCACGUGGGUUCGCCGAUCCCUCGUGACUUUCCGAGGAGGGGGGGCGAAGCUUUGGGGUUCGCGCGCGCGCGGCACUCCGCCACUGAAGCGUCAAGCGCCAGCAUGAGGAUCGCCGUGCUGGGAGCCAGCGGCCAGACGGGCCACUUCCUCGUGAGCCAGGCGCUUCGGCAGGGCCACGCCGUCACCGCCGUCGUCCGCAACCCGGACAAGCUCACCGUGCGCCACGACAACCUCCAGGUGGCGGAGGCCGACAUCUUCUCGGCGGACAGCCUGAAGUCUCAUUUCCAGGGGGCGGACGUGGUGGUCUCCUGCCUGGGCUUCUCCGGCUCCUUCUUCUCCGGCGUGACGGGCUACAGCCGCUCCAUGAGCGCCGUGAUCGCGGCCAUGCGGGAGGCGCGCGUCAACAGGAUCAUCGCCAUGACGUCUUGGUACACGGACCCCGACUCCGGCACUCAAUCGCCGUACCUGAUCCGCUUCCUGUUGCUGCCCCUGAUCCGCAGCGUGCUCAGCAACAUGUGGGAGAUGGAACAGGAUCUACGGCAGGUGGACGACAUUAACUGGACUGUGGUGCGCCCGCCCGGUCUCAAGAAUAUGCCUUCCUCGGCGUCGGAGUUCCUGACGCACGAGGGCUACUUCGUGCCCGACGAGGGCGGGCGUCCGGCGGGCAGCGCCAUGGGACGAGGCGACGUGGCUCGCUUCAUGCUGUCGCUGCUCAAUAGCAACGCGUGGGUGAAGAAGGGAGUGGCCAUCACCACCAAAUGACAAGCGAGCGCCAACCUCCGUCGCCAAUCGCGCGUCUCGCCUCGCUUGUGCCAACGAGUGCCCCACUUAAACGACAUUGAACACAAA
Molecule: messenger RNA, 890 nt
Organism: Hippocampus zosterae (dwarf seahorse)
Lineage: Eukaryota; Metazoa; Chordata; Actinopteri; Syngnathiformes; Syngnathidae
Product: flavin reductase (NADPH)-like
Exons: 4
Coding region: 144-803 (219 amino acids)
Source: RefSeq, a predicted model, not a curated record